Molecule: messenger RNA, 1074 nt
Organism: Angiostrongylus costaricensis
Lineage: Eukaryota; Metazoa; Nematoda; Chromadorea; Rhabditida; Metastrongylidae
Source: the annotation of a GenBank genome assembly
AUGCGAAGCUUGUUCGUCCCAGGAUCCACAUUCCUUGCACACCCUCCUCUUUCCUGUAGCCGCCAUCCUACGGAUUCCUCUACGGUUAUGAACUAUCGACUAAUGGUCUACCAGCAUCCAUCUGAUCCGGUAGUGAGCCGUCUAUCGCACCUUCGACAUGGUUUCACUGUUGACUCAGCGCUGUUGGCAUUCCACCUCCUCGGUGCAAUGCAGUCUUCGCACGCCGUUUACGCCUUCGCCAACAAGCUAUCAUACGAAGUAGAAUGGAAAGCAGACCGCUCUCACGUGAAGCGACCUCCUUUCCAGCUGGGGUACGCUUCAGCACUAGAACCCAUUGUACAGCAGUGGCGAAUGACAUCAUCAUCAACUACUAAUGACUAUCAUGUGCAACCGUUUUCUAUAGCCAUCGACAACAGAAUGCCAUCAAGACUACUGGAACAAGACACCGCGCUUCUGGAGACCUCACAAAGAACAUCUUCCUCCAUUGCUAGCUCAAACGGCAUGAGGAGAAAACAUCAUCGACUUUCCGAUGUUGUAUCCACUUCUGAUAACACUACCGACCUCGGACGAAACCUUGGAGCUUAUAUUAAUGAGAGGAUACCACCUGGAGUGACUAUUUUCGUGCUAAUUCUCCUUUCAAUAGUAGCCUUCAUACUGAUACUCACAGGAACCUUCAAUAUUCCGUUCUGUCCGAUUCAGCCGAUGAUUCCGAUUUGGUUAAUGGUGAUCGGAGUGUUAAUAAUUGUCAGCUCCACAAUGCGUAUUGUUCGCUUAAUUCCUUCUCCUCAACACAGAAGACGCAAUUUGUCCCUCGAUCUUUGUUGCCGUGUCAGUGAAGGACUUUUGAUCGUAUCAAACGUUGUGUGGCUAACACUUGGAUGUAUAUGGGUAUACGGAAGCAGAUCACGUGUGCACUUCCAAGAAUACAUGUUUGAAGAGCAUUUCUGCGAUUGGACGCUAUACUGGAUAGCAUUUUGGGUGUGCACGGCAUAUUUGAACUUCAGCGCUAUCGUUUCUCCAGGACUGAUGAUGCGUUAUACGAUUCCCCCUGCGGAAAGCGAAAACUCAUCAUAG